AUGCUGAGCGCAAGGGCACCGGCUACAACCGCGGCAUACCAGUUGCGCUGGCGGUUGUUCUGCUCUUGGUGCACUGGUAUUGAGGUUGUGCCCGAGUCAUGCGGGGUGCAGUAUGUCCUCCAAUACCUGCAGUCUCGCUUGGCAGCCUUUACACUGAGAAGGUAUUUGGCCGCUAUAUCUGCCUGCCAUGUGGGGUGGAUGGACAGAUCAGUGGGGCACCAUCCCUUGGUCUCCAGGUUUAUGAAGGGGGUUCGUCGCCUGCGUCCAGCUAGGACCCGCUCAAUGGGGAGCUGGGAUCUGGAUGUGGUCUUGGAAGCUUUGGCAAAGCCGCCUUUCGAACCAUUGGAGUCUGCCUCCUUGAAACACCUCUCUAUGAAGGUGGUUUUCUUGGUAGCGAUUACUUCCAUGAAGAGGGUGGGUGAGCUUCAUGCUUUUUCGGUAAGAUCUGAGUGCUACCGGAUGGACCCCGGUGGGAGGAGUACAUCUCUCUGCCCCAACCCUUCAUUCCUCCCGAAGGUUCUGUCAGACAGGCAUGUGAACAUCCCUUUUAUCCUGUCUGCUUACAACCCCCCGGCAGUGGCGGGGGAGUCUGAGCCUCCCUCCGGCAUGCUGUGCCCUGUGCAGGCACUGGCUGCCUAUGUGGAGCAGACAUGGUCAGUGAGAACAACAGACCAGCUAUUUGUCUGCUAUGGUGAGAGAGUCCUGGGGGCUGGGCUAUCGAAGCAGAGGCUCUCUCACUGGAUCGUGGAUACGAUUACGACAGCAUACCGCCUGGCUGGCAGGCCAGUGCUGGAAUCUGUGGUGGCACAUUCAACACGAGGUGUGGCUGUGUCCUGGGCUCUACUGAGAGGAGUGCCCCUCACUGAUAUCUGUGCUGCGGCCAGCUGGGCUUCCUCUUGCACCUUUGCUAGGUACUAUCGGGUAAAUGUGGCACCUCCCUCUGUGGCUGGUUCAGCGAUCCUGGGCGUCGCCUCCCCUUCUGAGGACUGUGCCGGGACCCCCCUUCCACAUUGACGACACCUGCGUCUCGGUUCCACGCUGGGACUUCGCCGCUGGCUGGCCAGGUCCCUCUAGCACCGACUAAAUCUGGUACGGGAAUAUACCAAUAUAUUGGAGUGAUCCAAUAUAGUGAAACAUAACGAAGGUUACGUAUGUAACCACGGUUAUGUGAGCUAUAUGGAUCACUCCAAUCCUCUACGGUGCUAGAGGCGCCUCAAAAAUGAUGUAGAGAACGUGUGUCACGGCCACAGGGUCUAUAUAUAGGGGCGGACCCCAGCCGUGACACAGGUGUACACGGAAGUAAAUCUGUAAAUCCUCACCUCGGAUGUAUCCCUCCGCCGCGGAGUGAUACCAAUAUAUUGGAGUGAUCCAUAUAGCUCACAUUACCAUGAUUACAUAUGUAACCUUCGUUCCUGAGUGGCCGAGUUACAGUUUUGCCUUAAAUCUACUUAGAAAUCUAUUGCAAGACUUAAAUGGUUGUCUAGCAAUGAUCAACAACCAAUUUGACAGAGCAUGAAGAAUUUUGAAAAUAAUAAUGGGCAAAUGUUGCACAAUCCAGGUGUGGAAAGCUUUUAGAGACUUUCCCAGAAAGACUCACAGCUGUAAUCACUGCCAAAGGUACUUCUACAAAGUAUUGACUCAGGGGUGUGAAUGCUUAUGUAAAUUAGAUAGUUCUGUAUUUCAUUUUCAAUACAUUUGCUUACAUUUCUAAAAACAUAAACCAUAAUACACAUUAUGGUGUAUUGUGUGUAGAUGGGUGAGAAAAACAAACAAUUUAAUCCAUUUUGAAUUCAGGCUGUAACACAACAAAAUGUGGAAUUAGUCAAGGGGUAGGAAUACUUAAUGAAGGCACUGUAAUGGUAGACCUACCAGUUAGUUAUAGUAAUUUUACUGAUAUCAACUUUGUUUAUGAAUUAUUAAGUGAUUAAAACGUGUAACUCCGUUACUAAAUUGGUAACAGAAUUACAAAAAAAAUCAGUAACGGAAUUACUGCAACUGAAUUGGCUACAAUGGGAAAUCAUAAUAGUUACAAACCACAGUUGGGUUACUUGCUACUGUCCUCCCUUCCACUGGCAUACUGUUAUGUUUAGCUCAUAACUGUUUUCUUUGUCUUUCUGUUGUCUGGUGGUUAAACCAAGAGUGUUAACAGUCUGAGUCUGGACAACCCCUCCCUCUCUCUCUCUCUGCCUCUCUCUCACACUCCAGUUAAUGUCACCUCUCACAGCUCUUACUGAAACCUAACCAUGAGCCCCCUCUAUCUUUCCAUUUACUUUAAUCAUUCAAAAGUAGUUGAAAUUUGGUCAGUCCACCCUGGACUUUAUGUUAACAUCCACAGAUGGACCCGACUGGACCAAAUCUGAACCUAUCAUACAGUUGAAGUCGGAAGUUUACAUACACCUUAGCCAAAUAUAUUUAAACUCAGUUUUUCACAAUUCCUGACAUUUAAUCCUAGUAAAAAUUCCCUGUCUUAGGUCAGUUAGGAUCACCACUUUAUUUUAAGAAUGUGAAUUGUCAGAAUAAUAGUAGAGAGAGUGAUUUAUUUCAGCUUUUAAUUCUUUCAUCACAUUCCCAGUGGGUCAGAAGUUUACAUACACUCAAUUAGCAUUUGGUAGCAUUGCCUUUAAAUUGUUUAACUUGGGUCAAACGUUUCGGGUAGUCUUCCACAAGCUUCCCACAAUAAGUUGAGUGAAUUUUGGCCCAUUCCUCCUGUCAGAGCUGGUGUAACGGAGUCAGGUUUGUAGGCCUCAUUGCUCGCACAUGCUUUUUCAGUUCUGCCCGCACAUUUUCUAUAGGAUUGAGGUCAGGGAUUUGUGAUGGCCACUCCAAUACCUUGACUUUGGUGUCCUUAAGCCAUUUUGCCACAACUUUGGAAGUAUGCUUGGGGUCAUUGUCCAUUUGGAAGACCCAUUUGCGACCAAGCUUUAACUUCCUGACUGAUGUCUUGAGAUGUUGCUUCAAUAUAUACACAUAAUUUUCCUUCCUCAUGAUGCCAUCUAUUUUGUGAAGUGCACCAGUCCCUCCUGCAGCAAAGCACCCCCACAGCAUGAUGCUGACACUCCCGUGCGUUUGGGAUGGUGUUCUUCGGCUUGCAAGCAACCCCCUUUUUCCUCCAAACAUAACAAUGGUCAUCAUGGCCAAACAGUUCUAUUUUUGUUUCAUCAAAUCAAAUCAAAUCAAAUCAAAUUUUAUUGGUCUUAUGCGCCGAAUACAACAGGUGCAGACAUUACAGUGAAAUGCUUACUUACAGCCCUUAACCAACAGUGCAUUUAUUUUAAACAAAAAAGUAAGAAUAAAACAACAACAAAAAAAGUGUUGAGAAAAAAAGAGCAGAAGUAAAAUAAAGUGACAGUAGGGAGGCUAUAUAUACAGUAAAAUAAAGUGACAGUAGGGAGGCUAUAUAUACAGGGGGGUACCGUUGCAGAGUCAAUGUGCGGGGGCACCGGCUAGUUGAGGUAGUUGAGGUAAUAUGUACAUGUGGGUAGAGUUAAAGUGACUAUGCAUAAAUACUUACUUAACAGAGUAGCAGCAGCGUAAAAAGGAUGGGGUGGGGGGGGCAGUGCAAAUAGUCCGGGUAGCCAUGAUUAGCUGUUCAGGAGUCUUAUGGCUUGGGGGUAGAAGCUGUUGAGAAGUCUUUUGGACCUAGACUUGGCACUCCGGUACCGCUUGCCGUGCGGUAGCAGAGAGAACAGUCUAUGACUAGGGUGGCUGGAGUCUUUGACAAUUUUGAGGGCCUUCCUCUGACACCGCCUGGUAUAGAGGUCCUGGAUGGCAGGGAGCUUUGCCCCAGUGAUGUACUGGGCCGUACGCACUACCCUCUGUAGUGCCUUGCGGUCAGAGGCCAAGCAGUUGCCAUACCAGGCGGUGAUGCAACCAGUCAGGAUGCUCUCGAUGGUGCAGCUGUAGAAUUUUUUGAGGAUCUGAGGACCCGUGCCAAAUCUUUUUAGUCUCCUGAGGGGGAAUAGGCUUCAGGGGGAAUAGGCAUCAGACCAGAGGACAAUUCUCCAAAAAGUACGAUUUUUGUCCCCAUGUGCAGUUGCAAACCGUAGUCUGGCUUUUUUAUGGUGGUUUUGGAGCAGUGGCUUCUUCCUUGCUGAGCGGCCUUUCAGGUUAUGUGGAUAUAAAUACUUUUGUACCUGUUUUCUCCAGCAUCUUCACAAGGUCCUUUGCUAUUGUUCUGGGAUUGAUUUGAAAUACAUCCACAGCGGGCCUCCCGAGUGGCGCAGUGCUAGCUGCGCAGCCGGCCGCGACCGGGAGACCCAUGGGGCGGUGCACAAUUGGCCCAGCGUCGUCCAGGGUAGGGGAGGGUUUGGCUGCAGGGAUGUUGUUGUCCCAUCGCACACUAGCGACUCCUGUGGCAGGCCGGGUGCAGUGCAUGCUGACUCGAAUGCCAGGUGUACAGUGUUUCCUCCGACACAUUGGUGCGGCUGGCUUCCGGGUUAAACAGGCACUUUGUCAAGAAGCAGUGCGGCUCGGUUGGGUUGUGUUUCGGAGAACGCACGACUCUCGACCUUCGCCUCUCUCGUGUCCGUAUGGGAGUUGCAGCGAUGGGACAAGACUGUAACUACCAAUUGCAUACCACGAAAUUGGGGAGAAAAAGGGGGUAAAUACAAAAGAAGAAAAAAAAAUACAAAUGAUAUACAUCCGCAGGUUGACUCAAAUGAUGUCAAUUAGCCUAUCAGAAGCUUCUAAAGCCAUGACAUGAAUUUUCCAAGCUGUUUAAAGGCACAGUCAACUUAGUGUAUGUAAACUUCUGUCCCACUGGAAUUGUGAAACUGUGAAUUAUAAGUGAAAGAAUCUGUCUGUAAACAAUUGUUGGAAAAAUUACUUGUGUCAUGCACAAAUUAGAUGUCCUAACCGACUUGCCAAAGCUAUAGUUUGUUAACAAGAAAUGUGUGGAGUGGUUGAAAAAUGAGUUUAAAUGACUCCAACCUAAGUGCAUGUAAACUUCCGACUUCAACUGUAUAUUUCACAAGUUUGGAUAGCACAGUACAGUGAGUAGAGUACAGUAUUGAGUACAUUACAGCACAGUUCUGUACAGUGAGUAGGGCACAGCAAUACUGUACAGUAUAGGGAGUGGAGCACAGUAGAGUACAGUCCAAUAUAAUACAGUAGUACAGUAAAGAAAAGUAGAGUAUAGUACAGUAUAUUGUACUGUAUUGAACUAUGCACUACUUUACUGUACUGAACUCUACUAUACUGAACUAUACUUUACCCUACUCUACUCUGCUGUAUUGUACUGCACUGUACUCUACUGUGCUCUGCUGCGCUGGGCUGUGAUAUCCAAACUUACAGAUCAGGGACCAUGAUGUAAUUCUGUUACCAUAAUUCACUUACUGUAGUUCAAUAACCAAAAUAACGUGGAUUUGCCCACAGACAUUGUUUCAGUCUGUCUAAUCAAUACGCUAGCUGGCCAAGCACUGACAUAGCUCUGUGAAUUCUACACCAUUAUGACAAUAGCAUUCCCUCUUCCAUCCCUGACUUUCAUCCCCCUCUUUCUUUUAUCUUCUAUACAUAGCGUAGGUCAGGAGGUUUCCCUGACCAUGUGACCUAACCAAGAAUAACUCUUGGCCCUAGCUAUGGCUUCCUAACUCCCAGAGGCCUUUCAUACUGAAAUGCUACAAGGUUCUGUGUAGUUACUGCUGUAGCCUUGGGAUUACCAAUACACCAGUCUGUGCAGAGGUCAAGCUGAGCUUUCUAAAAACGGCAUCCAUGAAGAAGUGAAAGAAGUUCAUCUUGGAGUGAUAUAAUUAACUGUUUCUCUCUCACUUCCCUCUUAGAGAGUCGUAGAGGGAAUUGGGGGGGGUGGUGGUUACUGUUUCUAGAAGGAGCCCCUUGUCACGUUGCUGCUGACACUGUUCCCACAGUCAGAUCCUCCGCACGCGCGAGCCACGUCUAUUUCUAUGGGCACUAGCACUGUUUAUGACACAAACUGUUCACAUCCCUCUUGUUGGCGGAGAGAACAUUUAGCAGGUUUAAAGCUUAUUUCCUGUAAUUCUACACAUUUUGUCAUGGGGUGCAAAGAAAAUGUUACCAUUUUGAAGCUAAUUUCCUGCAAUUCUGCACAUUUUGCUAUGUCUUAUGUGUGUUCAUGUGAUAUUCGAGUGACUCAAACAUUACAACAAAAUCUAUGGGCAAAAAAUCUGACAUGGGCUAGUUGAUCUGGACAUUUCUGACAAAUUAUAAAUAGCUCUCUAAGGUAUGCAAUGACUGACAUAACAAGAGGAAAACUGAUGAUGCAAUACCCAAUUUCGAAAUUGCACUUUGUGCAUUCUACUACUACAACUUUCAAGAGUAAGUUCAAAGAAGGACUGAGUUGAUAAAAAAUGUAAUUUAAAAAACGCACCCUCCAGGGUGUGCCCCACAGUUUGGGAACCACUGGUCUAGUGGACUGAGUCACUAGGGUGAGUUGAGGCCAUAGGAAUGGGACUAUCAGGGUUCAAGCUCUGUGUUUGGGGUUUAUAUACAACACAGCAAAAGUCCUUGGCAGCAGAACUAGUUUAGCUUGUUUGAGGUUGAGAUUUCCUCACUCCACUCCUCAGCAGAUAAAUGAUUAUGUGUGUCUGUCUGUGUGUGUGUUUGGCCUGAUUGCCAUGGCCCUGAUUGUGUUGACUCUUGUUGUGUUUCUCUCAGGCACAGGUUUUGUAUGACUUCACUGCUGAGCCUGGAAACAACGAGCUGACCGUGAGAGAGGGAGAGACAGUCACUAUCACCAAUCAGGUGAGCACAUCACCCCCCCCCCCCCCCCCCCCCCCACCCCGCCUUCAUUAUUCAAUUUCUCUCUUUUUAUCCCCUUCGUUACCCAUCUCUCUUUUUCUAUCGCUCUCUUUCUCUUCCACAUAUCUCUCUAUCUGUCUCUAUUUUUGUCCUCAUACAGUAUCUCUUUCUCUUUUUAACACCCCAUCUCUCGUGUGCGCUCUUACCCCCCCCCCCCCCCCCCCCCCUAUCAUUCCCCCAUCUCUCUCUCUCACACCACACUAUACGCACAUCAUCAGUUCAUGUGGCAUUUAUGUGAGUAUAAAAGUAAUAUUUUGCUGGCUCACCUAUGUUCUGUGUCCUGUUUUUGAGUUACAUCAGCCUUGUAAAGUCACAUGAGCAAUAUCUCACAUGAUCCCAUAGACAAUAAAAGCUCCUCUCUGUAGUAGGAUGAGCCAACGUGAUGUUACUGUCACUGUUAUCAUGUGGUGACGGCAGUUCGAAGGUCACUGCAGUGACUGUAACUGUUUCAUCAUCAAAUCUGUUAUCAGUCAAUCACGUCAUAUCAUGAAACCCACUCUCUCCUCACAAGGCCAAUCACAGUCUCUCUUAUUGGUGUGUUUUGUUUCAGGGUAUUGGAGGAGGCUGGAUAGAAGCACAGAAUUCCAGAGGAGAGGUUGGACUAGUGCCAGAAGACUACAUCGAGGUUAGGGAGUGGCUUGGAGUCUUGUCGAUGAAACUGGUUUCAUUUACACUGUAUAUCAAUGUCUUAUUCCUUCUCAUAUACUGUUUCACCUUUUUUUAAAUCUUCUAUGUAUAAUUCACUAUUUAUUUUUUACCAGUUGCAUUCGCCUUGUAGCCUGAACCUGUUAGUAGUGUAACUACAGUGUUACUACACAUGGAUAAGCAACUUGUGUAGUGUUACUGGGAUUUUAAAUGGGAAUGGGCUCAGGACUGUGGCAGGAGGAAAAGGCAGCACACGCCUAGUUUCUCUGUUUUUGGGAAACCACAACAGGAUAUACCCCCUUCAGGACUGGGGGUUUUUAUCACUAUGUUUAUAUAGAGCAGUGAUGUAGGGACCCUUUGAGUGGUGUGUGUGUGUGUGUGAUCCAGUAACAACUUCAGUAUGGGGUGAGUCACUCUUUAUUCACAAGAUGGAAGUUUGUGUUUGUGUUACUAUUGGGCAGACUCCCACCAGCUAUUUCACCCUUAGUUACCUCCCCAGCUGUCCUAGACUGUUUUGGUUCCUUACAGGAUCAUAAUAUUCCCAUUGACAACUGAGAUCCACAUGCUGUUAUAGUGCUUUUCAUUGAAAACAGCAGGACUAAAGUUCACUGUGUCUCUAAAGCAAGCGGUUUCUAUCUCAGUACACCAGACCAGACUACAAUCUGAGGGGGAGGUGUAUGCAGUACAAGGCUACUUCUACUGAGUAUAAAGAGUUAGUUAGGAUUGGCUUUUGUUUAUCAGUGCAGCCAUUCCAGUAAGUCAGCACCUCUUCAACUAUUGUGGGUGUGUGGCUACUCAAUUAUUUUUACUAUACCAUUUCAGUGGCCUCACAGGUGUUCAGUCACUCAACCUUCCAUAAAUCAACCAUAACUUGAGCUUAGAACUUGAGGGUGUAAAAUGUGGUUGUGUUUGUAAAUAUGUAUGUCUCCCUCUCUCUCUCUCUGUGUCUUUCUGUCUUUCUCUCUCCGCUCGUUUCUCUUCUGUCUCUCUCUCCUCUGUCUCUGUCUGCAGCUCCCAGGAGGAGGGGGAAAUGUAGGACAUGUAGCACCCCCAGUAGCUGCCCCAGCAGCUGCCCACGCCCCAGACCUAUCGUUCUUUGAUGCCUUCGCCGCCCCAGCCAACAACACCACACAGAACCAGGUAGCACACAGAAGAAGUAAUGACAUGCUUAUCCACAUGGAGAAAAUAUUUAAUUUCAAAUUGGAGCUAAUGUGUUUUAAAUCAUCAUAAUUGUGGUGUAACCUCAUGUCUCUGUCUGCCUCUGAGUCUUUGACUGUGUCCCAAUACUUCAUAAUAUCUUGCUUCCCUUGUCUCCUUACCUCUGCUUUUAAAUGUGAAUCACCCCUUACUAAUGCUUAUCACUCUAUACUAGUCCCCCCCACUACAGUGGCCUCUGUGCCUGCUAAACCACAAUGCACUGCUCCCAACUAUCCCAUGGUGGUGUGAUGCCUGAGUGGCGCAGUGGUCUAAGUGGCGCAGUGGUCUAAGGCGCUGCAUCGCAGUGCUAACUGUGCCACUAGAGAUCCUGGUUCGAAUCCAGGCUCUGUCGCAGCCGGCCGCGACCGGGAGACACAUGGGCGGCGCACAAUUGGCCCAGCGUUGUCCAGGGUAGGGGAGGGAAUGGCCGGCAGGGAUGUAGCUCAGUUGAUAGAGCAUGGCGUUUGCAACGCCAGGGUUGUGGGUUCGAUUCCCAUGGGGGGCCAGUAAAAAAAAAAAAAAAAAAAACCUUUUUUCUAUUCACUAACUGUAAGUCGCUCUGGAUAAGAGCGUCUGCUAAAUGACUAAAAUGUAAUGUAAAUGUAAUGUUUUGAGUGAAAAAGAAAGCAGAAUGCAGAAGUGAGGGAUGACCUCAGUCUUUUAUUAAUCAAAUUAAUAUUAUUCUUCCAUCCUAACCUCUCUGACAUGAAGAAGCAAGAGCAGCUGCCGUAGCUAUUUCUGCACGGUUGUGGGUUUUAAACUCCCUGGUUUUAGAUAUUGGUCUAGGACAGGUGACCACUCAGCAAAAGACAGGGGUUACAUUAUGUGUGAUUGUGUAUGUAUUGAAAAAUACAAUAGAAUGUGAGUAUGAAUGAGUGUGAACUACAAUGCCUUGCAAAAGUAUUCAGAUCUCUUGAAUUUCUUCAAAUUUUAUUUUGUUACAAAGUGGGAUUAACAUUUAUUUAAUUGUCAUUUUUGUCAGUAAUCUACAGAAAAUACUCUGUCAAAGUGGAAGAACAAUUAUAUAUAUUUUUUUACAUUAAUAAAAUAAAUAAAAUAUAGUCGUUGUAUAAAUGUUCAGCUCCCUGAGUCCAUACAUGUUAGAAACACCAUUGGCAGCAAUUACAGCUUUGAAUCUUCUUGAGUAAGUCUCUCAAGAGCUUUGCACAGCUGGAUUGUGCAAUAUUUCCCUAUUAUUCUUUUAAAAUUCUUCAAGCUCUGUCAAGUUGUUGGGGAACAUGGCUAGACAGCAAUUUUCAAGUCUUGCCAUAGUAUUUAAUGCAGAUUUAAGUAAAAACUUGCCCAUUCACUGACUUCUUAGUAAGUAACUCCAGUGUAGAUUUGGCCUUGUGUUGUAGGUUAUUGUCCUGCUGAAAGGUGAGCUCCUCUCCCAGUGUCUGGUGGAAAGCAGACUGAAGCAGGUUUUGCUUUAGGAUUUUGCCUGUGCUUAGCUCCAUCUCGUUUCUUUUUAUCCUGGAAAAACUCCCCUUUAUUUGCUGAUGUCAAGCAUACCUAUACCAUCAAGCAUACCUAUACCAUCAAGCAUACCUAUACCACAUUGCUUGAAAAUAAGGAGGCAGUUAGUCAGUGAAGUGUUGUGUUGGAUUUGUAUACCUUUGCCAUGCUUUUUUGCAGUAUUACUUUAGUGCCUUGUUGCAUAUAAGAUACAUGUUUUGGAAUAUAUUUAUUUUGUAUAUUUGUGUGCUUCUUUUCACUCUGUCAUUUAGGUCAUUAUUUUGGAGUCACUACAAUGUUGUUGAUCUACCCUCAGUUUUCUCCCAUCACAGCCAUUGAACUUUGUAGCUGUUUGAAAAUCACCAAUGGCCUCAUGGAGACAUCCCUGAGCAGUUUGAUUUCUGUCCUACAGCUCAGUUCAGAAGGAUGACUAUCUUUGAGGUGUCUGGGUGGUUUAAUGCAUAAUGCACAGCAUAAUUAUUAAGUAGACCAUGCUUAAAGAGAUAUUCAAGAUGUUUUUAGGGCUGACCCAAAAUAGUCGACUGGUCGAUUGUUUAGUUGAUAGGCAGUUGGUCGACAUAUAUAUUUGCUACUGCUUAACAAAAAAAAAUAUAUAGAUACUUUUUUUCCCCACUGUGUAUUUAGUCAGCUACCAAUUGUGCAAGUUCUCCCACUUAAAAUGAUGAGAGAGGCCUGUAAUUUUCAUCAUAGGUACACGUCAACUAUGACAGACAAAAUGAGAUUUUUUUUCUCCAGAAAAUCACAUUGUAUGAUUUUUUAUGAAUUUAUUUGCAAAUUAUGGUGGAAAAUAAGUAUUUGGUCAAUAACAAAUGUUUCUCUACUUUGUUAUAUACCCUUUGUUGGCAAUGACACAGGUCAAACGUUUUCUGUAAGUCUUCACAAGGGUUUCACACACUGCUGGUAUUUUGGCCCAUUCCUCCAUGCAGAUCUCCUCUAGAGCAGUGAUGUUUUGGGGCUGUCGCUGGGCAACACAGACUUUCAACUCCCUCCAAAGAUUUUCUAUGGGGUUGAGAUCUGGAGACUGGCUAGGCCACUCCAGGACCUUGAAAUGCUUCUUACGAAGCCACUCCUCGUUGCCCGGGCGGUGUGUUUGGGAUCAUUGUCAUGCUGAAAGACCCAGCCACGUUUCAUCUUCAAUGCCCUUGCUGAUGGAAGGAGGUUUUCACUCAAAAUCUCACGAUACAUGGCCCCAUUCAUUCUUUCCUUUACACGGAUCAGUCGUCCUGGUCCCUUUGCAGAAAAACAGCCCCAAAGCAUGAUGUUUCCACCCCCAUGCUUCACAGUAGGUAUGGUGUUCUUUGGAUGCAACUCAGCAUUCUUUGUCCUCCAAACACGACGAGUUGAGUUUUUACCAAAAAGUUAUAUUUUGGUUUCAUCUGACCAUAUGACAUUCUCCCAAUCCUCUUCUGGAUCAUCCAAAUGCACUCUAGCAAACUUCAGACGGGCCUAGACAUGUACUGGCUUAAGCAGGGGGACACGUCUGGCACUGCAGGAUUUGAGUCCCUGGCGGCGUAGUGUGUUACUGAUGGUAGGCUUUGUUACUUUGGUCCCAGCUCUCUGCAGGUCAUUCACUAGGUCCCCCCGUGUGGUUCUGGGAUUUUUGCUCACCGUUCUUGUGAUCAUUCUGACCCCACGGGGUGAGAUCUUUCGUGGAUUCCCAGAUCGAGGGAGAUUAUCAGUGGUCUUGUAUGUCUUCCAUUUCCUAAUAAUUGCUGCUUACCUAUUGCAGAUUCAGUCUUCCCAGCCUGGUGCAGGUCUACAAUUUUGUUUCUGGUGUCCUUUGACAGCUCUUUGGUCUUGGCCAUAGUGGAGUUUGGAGUGUGACUGUUUGAGGUUGUGGACAGGUGUCUUUUAUACUGAUAACAAGUUCAAACAGGUGCCAUUUAUACAGGUAACGAGUGGAGGACAGAGGAGCCUCUUAAAGAAGAAGUUACAGGUCUGUGAGAGCCAGAAAUCUUGCUUGUUUGUAGGUGACCAAAUACUUAUUUUCCACCAUAAUUUGCAAAUAAAUUCAUUAAAAAUCCUACAAUGUGAUUUUCUGGAUUUUUUUUUCUGUACCUAUGAUGAAAAUUACAGGCCUCUCUCAUCUUUUUAAGUGGGAGAACUUGCACAAUUGGUGGCUGACUAAAUACUUUUUUCCCCCCACUGUAUAUACACAGUACCAGUCAAAAGUUUGGACACACCUACACAUUCAAGGGUUUUUCUUUAUUUUUACUAUUUUUUACAUUGUAGAAUAAUGGUGAAGACAUCAAAACUAUGAAAUAACACAUAUGGAAUCAUGUAGUAACCAAAAAAGUGUUAAACAAAUCAAAAUAUAUUUUAUAGUUGAGAUUCUUCAAAUAGCUGCCCUUUGCCUUGAUGACUGCUUUGCACACUCUUUGCACACUAGACACCUGUCUUAUUCGCAGCCAUCUCAGUGAACUAAUUCAUUGUGGAGGCUGUGGGGAUGGCACAGUCCAAGAAGAAGGGGAGUGUGGCUAAGAUGCACAAUGCACGUCUCUCUCCAGAAUGCCCUCUCUCCCGGCAAUUUGUGCACUCAAUAUAUUAUUCCAGUCUUUUACCAUUCUCAUUGUUGGAGUGGACACGUUGUUUGCAGAGUGCACAACCUAUGCUACACUUGUGAGAAACAAGUUUUGGUUUUAUUUCAUUCCACUUACAAGUUGUCAAUUUAGUCAUUGUCUUUUGUUUGGAGCGCUCCUGUCAGUGUUGUGUAAGGACGUGCACCUGAUUAUGCAUAGAAGUAGGCCUAUAGGCUAGCUGGCUUGCGCACAAAUGUAGACAUACAAAUGUGCCGAUUUGGGGAUCUGAUUAGUAUUUCUGAUUGGCUUAACGCACCACCACUAAUGAGCUGUGGAGCUUCUCAAAGUAUUGUUUUCUUCACCUCAAACAGCAAGCAAACAAAGUCUGUUUUUACAUCCAUUGAGAAUGACAAUAGUUCCUUGAUGUAUUGAAAAAUCUUUCCAGCUCUCUCCCUCUCGAUAACCACUCAGAGUGAAAGGGAGAAAUGUCAUGCUCUGAUCCAGUGGAAACGCCUUAAAAUAGGCCUACCUGAUUACUUACUUACUUAUCCCUUGCGCAAAUAGCCUACAGCUGUUUCUGUCCAGAGCUCACUGGCGCGGGGAAACUCUGAGGGCCCCGAAUAUUUUAUACAAUGUAGCAUCGGGACCGGACCCAAGUUAAUAGUUAAUGCAAGUUCGUUGCAGACAGGCCAUGCGUAGCCAAUGUGAUUCAUAGGAUAUUUAUUUUUAUCCGAAUAUUUUCUACCUGCAGGCUGCAAUGUUUUUAUUUGGUGGCUUUAUAGGCUAUUUUUACAUAGUUGGCAUGGUAAGAAAUGGUAAGAUAAAUUGGCAUUCCACAUGAGAAAGGUUGCAGACUCCCCGUGUAGCCUAUUACCGGUAACUUGAGGAGAGUAACGGCAGAAUCUGCGAAAGCCAGUAGGAGCGGGAGGAGGAUGGUCGGGUUAUCUUGAUCUCUGGCUGCCUUUUGAGUCAUUUGUGUGUUAUUUCAUCAAACAGUGUGCUUAAAGCAUCACACAAGCUCAAUGUACAGUUGAAGUCGGAAGUGUACAUACACCUUAGCCAAAUACAUUUAAACUCAGUUUUUCACAAUUUCUGACAUUUAAUCCUAGUAAUAAUUCCCUGUCUUAGGUCAGUUAGGAUCACCACUUUAUUUUAAGAAUGUGAAAUGUCAGAAUAAUAGUAGAGAGAAUUAUUUAUUUCAGCUUUUAUUUCUUUCAUCACAUUCCCAGUGGGUCAGACAUUUACAUACACUCAAUUAGUAUUUGGUAGCAUUGCCUUUAAAUUGUUUAACUUGGGUGAAACGUUUCGGGUAGCCUUCCACAAGCUUCCCACAAUAAGUUGGGUGAAUUUUGGCCCAUUCCUCCUGACAGAGCUGGUGUAACUAAGUCAGGUUUGUAGGCCUCCUUGCUCGCACACGCUUUUUCAGUUCUGCCCAAAAAAAUGUUCUAUAGGAUUGUGGUCAGGGUUUUAUGAUGGCCACUCCAAAACCUUGACUUUGUUGUCCUUAAUCAAUUUUGCUACAACUUUGGAAGUAUGCUUGGGGUCAUUGUCCAUUUGGAAGAACCAUUUGCGACCAAGCUUUAACUUCCUGACUGAUGUCUUGAGAUGUUGCUUCAAUAAAUCCACAUAAUUUUCCUUCCUCAUGAUGCCAUCUAUUUUGUGAAGGGCACCAGUCCCUCCUGCAGCAAAGCACCCCCACAGCAUGAUGCUGCCACCCCCGUGCUUCACGGUUGGGAUGGUGUUCUUCGGCUUGCAAGCCUUCCCUUUUUUCCUCCAAACAUAACGAUGGUCAUUAUGGACAAACAGUUCUAUUUUUGUUUCAUCAGACCAGAGGACAUUUCUCAAAAAGUACGAUCUUUGUCCCCAUGUGCAGUUGCAAACCGUAGUCUGGCUUUUUUAUUGCGGUUUUUGAGCAGUGGCUUCUUCCUUGCUGAGCGGCCUUUCAGGCUAUGUCGAUAUAGGACUCGAUUUACUGUAGAUACUUUUGUACCUGUUUCCUCCAGCAUCUUCACAAGGUCCUUUGCUGUUGUUCUGGGAUUGAUUUGCACUUCGCACCAAGGUACGUUCAUCUCUAGGAGACAGAACGCGUCUCCUUCCUGAGCGGUAUGACGGCUGCGUGGUCCUAUGGUGUUUAUACUUGUGUACUAUUGUUUGUACAGAUGAUCAUGGUACCUUCAGGCAUUUGGAAAUUGCUCCCAAGGAUGAACCAGACUUGUGGAGAUCUACAAAAAAAAUUAUGAGGUCUUGGCUGAUUUCUUUUGAUUUUCCCAUGAUGUCAAGCAAAGAGGCACUGAGUUUGAAGGUAGGCCUUGAAAUACAUCCACAGGUACACCUCCAAUUGACUCAAAUGAUGUCAAUUAGCCUAUCAGAAGCUUCUAAAGCCAUGACAUUUUAUUUUCUGGAAAUUUCCAAGCUGUUUAAAGGCACAGUCAACUUGGUGUAUUGUAAACUUCUGACCCACUGGAAUUGUGAUAGGGUGAAUUAUAAGUGAAAUAAUCUGUCUGUAAACAAUUUUUGGAAAAAUGACUUGUGUCAUGCACAAAGUAGAUGUCCUAACCGACUUGCCAAAACUAUAGUUUGUUAACAAGAAAUUUGUGGAGUGGUUGAAAAACGAGUUUUAAUGACUCAAACCUCAGUGUAUGUAAACUUCCGACUUCAACUGUAUAUAUAGUUGAUUUUAUUAAAACACAUAGGGUCCAAUGUUCCGCACGUUUACUGUGAACACUGAGGCUGUACCCGCUUUAAGUUACAGUUUUAACAGUGGCCAUGAAGGCUACUGUGGCUAUUUGAUCAUAAUGUAGGCCUACCAGAGUGGCCUACCAUCGAAAACAAUAGAGAAAAUGCAUCCCAUAGCAUUUUAACAUGGAAAUAGCUGUUCUAUCAUUUAGCCUACAGUAGCAGCCAAUGUGUGGUGUUCAAUGUAGGCCUACAUUCCAUGAGACUUUUGAAAAAAACAUGCAGGGCUUGACAUUAACCUGUUUAUCCACUUGUCCUUCAGACAAGGAGGUCACUGAAAAUGUUGUUGUGUUUUGCAAGAAAAUGCAUUAUUAUUCCCAUAUAAUUAUUACAGAGAAUCAGACAAAUUAUGCUACCCCUGCCUAAUGGCUACCUAGCUUAUUCAAGACUGUCACAAGACUAAAAAAAGCUCUUUACCUGACUCGCUUUUCAAAGAAGAAGUUUUGUGCUCUUGUAGGUAGCAAACACUCCCCUAUUGCUGACUACAAAUUAUCUAUAACUAUAUUAUAUUAUAAUAAUAAUAAUAAUAUGCCAUUUAGCAGAUGCUUUUAUCCAAAGCGACUUACAGUCAUGUGUGCAUACAUUUUUACGUAUGGGUGGUCCCGGGGAUCGAACCCACUACCCUGGCAUUACAAGCGCCAUGCUCUACCAAUUAAGCUACAGAGGACCACCCAUACCCAUACAGAGGACCAUAUGAACAAAAUGUGCACACGUGGCUACAUGCAGGUCUCACUUUGCUCUCAAACAAGUGCAUCAACUCACGACCGCUCAUGCUGUAAACACAGUCCAGUUCAAAGUAAAUGGCACAGAUCCUUAUACAGACCCUUUGUAUUUGUAUGUUUUAUUUAUUAAGGAUCCCCAUGGGGUCCUGCAACAUUAAGGCAGUUAUAUACAAUUUAAAAUAUUACAUGACAUUAUAUUUCAUAACACUUUACCCAAUACAUUUAGUGUGAUCCCUCACGCCACUACUGCACUAUCACAUAAUUACAAUACAACAUCCAUGUGUGUAGAGUGAGUGUCUAUAUGUAUGUGUGUAUGUACCUGUGUGUGUGUCUCUUCACAGUCCCCGCUGUUCCACAAGGUGUAUUUUUACCUGUUUUUUUAAAUCUGAUUCUACUGCUUGCAUUAGUUACCUGAUGUGGAAUAGAGUUCCAUGUAGUCAUGGCUCUAUGUAGUACUGUGCGCCUCCCAUAGUCCGUUCUGGACUUGGGGACUGUGAAGAGACCUCUGGUGGCAUAUCUUGUGGGGAAUGCAUGGGUGUCAGACCCCUUCACUUUUUUUCAGAUUUUGUACAUUACAGCCUUAUUCUAAAAUGGAUUAAUCUGCACACAAUACCCCAUAAUGACAAAGCAAAAACGGGUUUGUAUACAUUUUUUGGAAAAAAUACAUAAAUACAAAUUAAAUAUCACAUUUACGUAAGUAUUCAGACCCUUUACUCAGUACUUUGUUGAAGCACCUUUGGCAGCGAUUACAGCCUCGAGUCUUCUUGGGUAUGACGCUACAAGCUUGGCACACCUGCAUUUGGGGUGUUUCUCCCAUUCUUCUCUGCAGAUCCUCUCAAGAUCUCAAGAUCUGUCAGGUUGGAUGGGGAGCGUCACUGCACAGCUAUUUUCAGGUCUCUCCAGAGAUUUGUUAAGCCAAAUUUUACUCCUGAACAAAUGUAGGCUUGCCUAAACAAAGGAACUGAAUACUUAUGCAACAAGUAUAUUUUAGUUAUUACAUUUAGUAUUAAUAAAAAAAUAUAUAAAAAAUUAACUUUGUCAUUACAGAGUAUUUUGUGUAUAUUGUUGACAAAAUGACAAUUAAAUCCAUUUGAAUCGCACUAUGUAACACAAUAAAUCCAAGGGGUCUGAAUACUUUUGCAAGGCACUGUAUGUUAGAUGCAAGCUUUUUCUUUUUCUUGGAAAACGGAUAGCUAUACAACUGUGAAGACAUGGUACCCCUAUUAUAAGGUAGAGGGGAGUCAACAACAGAACAUCAAAUAACUGUCUCUCAUCAAAUACUCUUACUUCACUGUGGCCCCCGCUUGGGGUCCGCAUUGCCCAGGUUACCCUUCACUCGCAGGCGCUUUGUGAUGAUGUCACCCUCUCUCCCCUCAAGGUGGAUGUUGGGGCCUGUAGUCCUCAGCCGGACACCCCCGACACCCCGGUCCCCCCUUCCUCCUCUUCCCCAGACGAGGUAACCAGCACCGGGCGGGGGUCAGGGGCACAAACAUGGCCCCGUCCCCCACCUCCCAUCUCCAAUCUGCCCACCUGCAACCCCCCCCCCCCCCCACCCCCAGCUCAGCCUGCAAGAGCAUGAUCUUACACUAUACCACCCCCACCCUCUCCUACUCGCCAAAGCAGGAUCCACUUACUUUCUGCCCAUCAAACUACAACUGACCUGGGGCCAGUUGGUAAGGGUAAAUGGUAACUGGAACCUUCAAAUCAGAGGCCUAAUCAGGCCUACCAUCCCCCUACACCUCCACACACCCCAAACACCGAUCCCAUCACAGAUUAAUUAAAUUGAUCAGCACCUCUCUGAUACAACAUGCACCGCUAUGGAUCAAUGUUUCUUAUCAGCACAGAACACCAAACAAAUGAUCUCAACAUUCACAUAUCCCUAUAACCAAUCAAUUAUUACAGUGAUCAGUGAACAUGCUCUCCCACCAGGCAAGAGCCAGCAAUCAUUUGUCUCAAUUCUACCAUUGUUUUUAUAUGUUGUAAACAAAGUGUUAAACAAUUCAGCAGAAUAACUCAAAACUGUUCUGUGGUAACACACUGCAGCUGCUGUGAGCCUGUGUUCCCCACCACAGUGUUCCUCUACUGUACUCUCUCUCCCUCUGUUUGUUUUGUGGCUUACUGUAAGUAGCCUACUAUGGAGAUGUUUGAUCAGCAACUUCCUAUCCAAAUGCACACAUCUCACAUACGCACACACACACACACACACACACACACACACACACACACACACACACACACACACACACACACACACACACACACACACCACACCAGGGCUCUCCAAUCCUGUUCCUGGAUAGCUACCAUCCUGUAGGUUUGUCGCUCCAACCCUAAUCUAGCGCACCUGAUUCUAAUAAUUAGCUGGUUGAUAAGAUGAAUCAGGUUAGUUACAAAUGGUGUUGGAGCGAAAACCUAGGGAAGGGUAGCUCUCCAGGAACAGCCCUGAUCUACACACACAUUCUUGCGGCAUGGCAAACGUCUGCCCCAUACGCAUGGCAUGCAGUUGUCCUGUGGAUUGUCUUGAUGUAAAGUCCUUCUAUGGUCUCAGUGAAUGACUGACUGACUGUAGACAGCAUGAGAUGUGUGUCCGUUCUGUUUGUGUGGUCCUCCAGCCAUGGAAUUCAAUGGGAGAAAUACUUACAGUGACUUGUUGCAUCCUGCCGUGCCUUGGCAUGAUCUGAAUGGUUCAAGUACAGUACGUCACAAUGCUGGACUUGAAUAGGAGGCAUGAAUUUCUUAAUUAUUAAAAAAAGCAUUACAGUGGCAUUGUGCGAGAGAGACUUUUUUAUAUUAUAUUGUGUGACUUGAGGAAACACGCUGUACCUUCAAGGCCAGGGUUCAACUUCCAUACCAUUCAACACACAAUCACACGUGUGUGUUUUCUGACUCUGUAUUUUGAGUGGGAUGUUUGGGGAGGUAGUCUGACAGGUAAGGGUUGGAGGUAGAACACCAUCUUUUCUUCCUUGUUUCAUGUUUUAUGUCCAUUCUUCUCAAGCAGUCUUCUUUUCAAAUUUCUAUAAAGUCAAGUUAUAAACCCUGUAAUUUAUUUCCCUGACAAGUCAUUUAAAACCAGUAUUGGUUGAUUGUUAAACAGGCUGUCCUUUACCCCUACCUCCUUUUCUCUCCCUCUCUUCUCUCUACUCUCUCUCUCUCCUCUAGGCCGAGUAACGGUAAAGACCCGUGGUCGGUAUGGAACCAGGACACCACGGGAGGUUCCUCCAACAACUGGGCGGCCCAGCCGGAGGGCACCAUGACCGGCAAGAGUGCUGCCCCUGACCCCUGGGGCUCCACAGCACAGAGCCAUCCUCAGGCCUACCAGGGCCCAGGUAAGAGCCACUGUUCUAGGGGAACUAAAGGUCAAUGAGGGCUCCUUUAUGGAUCUUAAUACUUUGGUAAUAAUUUGGUAGAAAUACUGUAGUAAAGACCUACUUUAGCAAGUUUCUGGCAAAAGCCUUGCAGAAAGAUGUCUGUCUUCAGAUUAUUAUUUUUUCCCCUUGUUAUACCUCUUUUUAGGAACUUUAUCCGUUGUUAAUAUCUAUGUUUUGUGUUCUAAGAAUAUAGCCUUUGGCAUGCAUGAAGAGUGGUGUUUCGCAAUGCAUUUUCAAGUUGUGGUCUUAAACAGGGGAGAGUGAUGUCAGCGAUAGUUAUGAGAUCACUCGCCUUUGCAGAGAUUCCGCUGGCUUUGGUUUUUCACUUCCUAUUUUAAAACUAUUCAUAUCCUGAAUAAAGAAGUGACUGAUUGAAUGAACAAAAUAACAAAGUGCCUCUUUUUCUUCCUCCAAAGAUAUCUAUCCAUAUCCCUACCUUAUUGACUGGUCAGGUAUCCCACCAUGCAUUGCCUGCCGGGAGGGUUUCCCUGUUUGUGCGAGUGUUGACUGCUUUUUGUUUUAAGAAAAUGUCUGGCAUGUGUAUAACCAGUAACAUUACAUUACUUUCUCUAUUGCAGGCAUGUGUGUGCAUUGUGUGUAUUUUCCCUCAAGAAAGCUAUUCACAUAGUGUAUUUAUAGGUCAAAUUAAUGAAUUGGUUGAUUUUGAAGAUAUAUCUAACUGAUUAUCUAGACUGAUAUAGUGGUUUGCUGUUUUGUUGAUUGGUCGUAGGUUGUGGUUUCUGUUUGAACAAAUACUCUACAGUAUAUAGAUACUCUACAGUAUAUUUAUAAUUUUUCUCUCAAAACAUAGCACGGGGUAGUCUAGUGCAGCGGUUUUCAAACCUCUCAUCGGGCACCCCCAGAUGUUUCACAGUUUCGUUGUAGCCCUGAAGUAGCUCACCUAAUUCUCUAAUCAAGGGCUUGAUGAUUAGUUGAUGAUUGGAAUCAGGUGUGCUAGCUCUGGAAUAAGAACGGAUGGGGGUCCUCGAGGAGAGGUGUGAAACCCACUGGUCUAGUGCAUGUUCUCUGAUCUCGGUUAAGCUUUUUAUGCUGUUUGGUCUCUCUUCCAUGUAUUUGGUUACUAAGGGUGUGUGUGUGUGUGUUCGUGUGUGUGUGUGUGUGCGUGUGUGUGUGUGGGUAGGAGCGGAGGACGAUGAGUGGGAUGAUGAGUGGGAUGAUGUGAAGUCGAACUCUGAGUCUGGAGAUGGAGGGGCCAUCCAGAGAGGAGGGGCUACUGGCUCCUCCAUGAAGAUCUCCCUCAACAAGUAAGACAGAGCUGACUACUACUACUGCUACUACUACUGCUACUGCUACUACUACUACUGCUACUGCUACUACUACUACUACUACUACUACUACUACUACUACUACUACUACUACUACUACUACUACUACUACUGCUACUCCAAACCAUCACACUGAACCCACCAACACUAGCCAUGACCUAAAGACCCGUUUUACCCACAGUCAUAAACAUUGAGUUUGGCUAUAUUAGUUUUAGGUUUAGAAUCUGAGACGUUUGGUGGAGGAUAGUUAGCCCAACUCUGUUAAACCAUUGCCGUUGGACUUCCAGACUGUCAAGUGUCCCUUUCUACCUAAACCCUGACCCUUAACCCCUGACCUUUACCCCUGUGUGUUCUUCUUUGAGCAGGUUCCCCGGGUUCUCCAAGUCUGGUCCUGAGCUGUUCCUCCUCUGCAAGCAGCCACCCAAGGGAAAGGAUAAGAUAACCAUCUAUGUGAGUUGGUGGAGGACUUUCAUCAGUACUGGACAUUGAAUGGAGUGUGGUUGGCUGUGUUGUUUAGCAAUUUUUUGUACUGUAGUCUUUUCAAAUAGCUGAUGUUGGCAGUACAAUUAAGCAUCAUCUUGUAGGAUUUAGUAGUGUUGUCUCUGCUCCGUCACAGAUGGGGGAGGUUGGUCCAGUGUGGUCCUAUCCAGAGGCUCAGCUGGACUGUGUCGUAGCCGACCCCAAGAAGGGCACCAAGAUGUACGGCCUGAAGAGCUACAUCGAGUACCAAGUCAUACCCAACGUAAGUAUCUGUGGGACCACUACUAGUAUCAAUGUGAAUGGUCAUUAAUGUUUCUGUCUCUAUCAUUUCUAGGGACAGAUACAUUGUCGAAAUGCCUGAUAUAAAUAACAAGCUGUCUCAUAGAAAAGCUGCAGUUGCCGAAAGCCAAGAUUAUGCCAACCCAUUGGCAUUGUAGUGCAUGUUAACUUUGUGUGAUUGGUUUGCAGACCACAAACAGACCCGUCAAUCACCGAUACAAGCACUUUGAUUGGCUGUAUGAGAGGCUACUGGACAAGUUUGGUUCGGCCAUCCCCAUCCCCUCUCUACCGGACAAGCAGGUCACAGGUGAGAGACUGACCUGCUAACCUCUCCUCUUCUCUCCUCCACUGAAAAACGUUCUGUCUAUCCUAUAGAAGAGGAGUUCACUCAAUGUAGGAAGGAAUAUGGGGAGGCUGGGGUGCUCUUUUCAAUGCACACAGCUUAUAUCUGCUCUCUCUAGCCCUUUCUCCCUCCCUCUCUGCCAGGGCGUUUUGAGGAGGAGUUUAUCAAGAUGAGGAUGGAGAGGUUGCAGGGCUGGAUGACCAGGAUGUGUCGGCACCCUGUGGUCUCCAACAGCGACGUCUUCCAACUCUUCCUGACCUACAAGGACGAGAAGGUACAGUAGGAGUCUUCCUCAUCUUCCUCCCCCAGGAACAGGAACAGCAGAGGGGUGCAGCAUCAGACUGGACAUGGAGCUCUGACUGUACAGGACUGGUAGUGACAAUUAGAAUUGGCUACUGAGCACUGUGUUGUUGUGUUGCAGGACUGGAAAACAGGGAAGAGAAAAGCGGAGAAAGACGAGGACGUGGGAGUGAUGAUCUUCUCCUCCAUAGAGCCUGAAGCCCCCGACCUGGACCCCAUCGAAGUGUGAGUGACAUCACACCACUCUGUAGCAGACAUACACAAUAAGAAAUGUUAUGGUUUUUUUUUUUCAUUUUGUUUCCAUUGUGUAACAGGGAGCAGAAGUGUGAUCAGUUCAGUCGUUUCACCAAAGCCAUGGAUGAUGGUGUGAAGGACCUACUCACAGUGGGCCAGGAGCACUGGAAGAGAUGCACAGGACGUAUGUAUACACUACAUAAACACUACACAGCAGCUAUGCAGGCUACAUAGUUAUAGCGCAUGACCGUAUCUGUGUCCUCAGCUUUGCCCAAAGAGUACCAGAGGAUUGGCAAGGCCUUCCAGAACCUCUCGUCUGUCUUCACCAGCAGUGGAUACCAAGGUAGGCAUGCUUAGACACACAUUGACCCCACUAAAUGGGAUAUAUAUGGAUCUCUGUAUGUUUUAGUUUGUUCAAUAUAAGUAUUCUUGCAUGUAAUGUAAAAACCAGGUUCUUGUAUCUGCAGGAGAGGCCACCCUCACCGAUGCCAUGACUUCAGCAGGAAAGACCUAUGAGGAGAUAGCUCAGAUGGUGGCUGAGCAGGUACAGUACCAUUACAGGUCAUCACCUGCAGGUUUCUCUCCUGGGUCUCUCUCUUAACCCUUUAUCUCCUCUGGGUUUAAAGUAAUGAUCAGAAUGUGUGGUUAUUUUCAGUGUCAGAAUUGAAUUUCCAUUUUAGUUUAUUUGAUCAUUUAAAAACAAGAAACUGUUAGGUUCUGAACAAACAGAGUAAAAACUCAAACGGACGACUAGAAAAAGCUCAAACCAACUUUAUUCACCCACUAGGUCAUACAGCUGCAAAGACAAAGCAUGAUUACACAAGCACAUAUUUAUAACCUCCUACUAGGCGGGGUCAACUCCUUACACAUCUGGACAGCCAAUACAUUUCUGUUGCUAGGCAGGAAUUAAUUGGUUCCUCUCACUGGUGUAGUGAUGGUGCUGUCUGAUGCUAGAACCUUCGUGGGCGUGGAAGUGUGUUUGUGAGAUAGGACUGUAUGUCACGGUCGUUGAGAGACGGGUCAGACCAAGGUGCAGCGUGAUAUGCGUACAUAUUUAUUUAUACGAAUAAACACUUGACAAAAUAACAAAACAACGAAAAUGUGAAGUCCUAUGGGCUAUACACACAACAAGCCUAACAGGAACACAAACAAGAUCCCACAACUAAGGUAGGCAAUCAGGCUACCUAAGUAUGAUCCCCAAUCAGAGACAACGAGCGACAGCUGCCUCUGAUUGGGAAUCACACCCGGCCAAACAUAGAAAUACCAAACUAGAUCUAAACAUAGAUAUACAAUGACAUAGAUCUCAACUGAAACUCACACCCUGACCCAACCAACAAGAGUUCUCUAGAUCAGGGCGUGACACUGUAGUAGGAGAGUCAGUGUGGUGGGCCCCUUUGGCCCCCCUCCCAGAGGGUUUCUUCUCACUUCAUCUGUUGACUUGACCUCGAGCCGAAUUCCUCGCUUCUCCCUAGUUCCGCAGCUGGCCUGACUUAUCUGAGACUAACUAGACUGUUGCCCUUUGCCUCCCUCCUUAGGAACAGAAUAUGAACUUUCUGCACUUCCCCUUGUCUCACUCAGUAACUUCCCAUAUACCAAGUUCCUAUCCACCCUUCAUUGACCCCAACAUAUACACCACUGUUCAAAAGUUUGGGGUCACUUAGAAAUUGCUUUGAUUUCUAAAGAAAAUAACUUUUUUUGUCCAUUAAAAUAACAUCAAAUUGAUCAAAAAUACAGUGUAGACAUUGUUAAUGUUGUAAAUGGCUAUUGUAGCUGGAAACUGGCUGAUUUUUAAUGGAAUAUCUACAUAGGCGUACAGAGGCCCAUUAUCAGCAACCAUCAGUCCUGUGUUCCAAUGGCACGUUGUGUUUGCUAAUCCAAGUUUAUCAUUUAAAAAGGCUAAUUGAUCAUUAGAAAACCCUUUUGCAAUUAUGUUAGCACAGCUGAAAACUGUUGUGCUGAUUAAAGAAGCAAUAAAACUGGUCUUCUUGAGACUAGUUGAGUAUCUGGAGCAUCAGCAAUUCUCAGUUGAUUUGUAUGUUUACACCUCCGAGACUUAUGGCCUUUGACUAUGUAAUCCGCUUCUAUGGCAUAAGGCCCUGGCUUCAACCCUAUAAUCACUAUGCACACUCUUACUCCCACCCCCAUUAUCUGCCAUUACCCCUCCUGUUGGACAACUGAUAAUGACAUACACAAACAGCUAUUUGAGAAUAAGCAACCCAUUCCUACUCAAGUGAAUAUCAUGAUGCAAAACAUAGAGAGAAUACAAUAAUAUAAAUCAGUGAAGCUAUAACAUAUUGAGAGAAUAUAAUGAUAGAAAACAGUGAAGCUAUAAGACAGUGUUAUAGGGAAAUAGUUCACAAUCUAUAGUGUUAUCUCUAUCAUAUGCCUCCUAUCUCACUAUUAUGGGAACAUUCUGUCUCAGAGACAGGCCCCCUUUGUACUUUUCUCCUGCCACAAAUACAUUUGCACAUAGAUCAUUCCAUCUAACCCAUUACACAUUAAUUACUACUGCUAGGCCACUUAUAUAGUUAUAAACAUACUAAAACGUGCUCAAGUCAAUUAGUCAGUGUCCAACAGUCCCUCAUCUGGAACAAUGAUCACUCAUGUUCCACGCCACUUAGAAUACAUAUUGACUUGAACAGGGAAGGGAGAGAAUACAUGUUUAAUAAUUUCACACCAACCUUGAGCUUGUUUUUGGUCACAGAUCCAGGAAUGGCUAAAGGAUUGCAAUAUUUACCUGGAGCUAACCCUGCAGAUAGCACUACUGGGUGAUCUGAAAAGUCAUAGUCAAUCGAUCAAUAAUAUAAUAAUACUUUUAGCAAAAAUGUUUAUUUUCAAUUUACGAUCUGUAGAAACAAUGAGAAUAGAAAGGUUCAGAACUUUUGUAAAAUAUCACAGUACAGUUGAAAAAUAUAUGGCAAAUAGAAAUCCAAUAUGGAUGGUGUUAAGAGGUAGAUAGGAGGUGUUGAAUGGAGCUGAAGGAUGGGACUAAUAAUAACAACUAAUAACAACAAGAAAACUAAUGUAAAGCAUACUGUGUCCAUAAUAAGUAUAUAGGUUAUAGGUUGAGAGCUUUUGUGAAAGAGCACAGUUAGAAAAAUAUGGCAUAUAGAAGCAAACCAGAUGGACAUCAUGAAAAUGAUCGGAGGAAGUUCAGGAGUAAAAACAAACAAAAUAUAAUUAUUGUAGAAUUUGACUGUGUCCAUAAAAUAUAUAUAGUAUGUAUGGGCUGGAAUUAGAGGCCUAAGCGUUGUUGUUCACUAGUUUACUCCAAUUGGGGAAGGGGUGGUGGGGUGGGAAAGUAAUGAAGGGAAAUAUAAGUUAAAAAAGGAUAUGUAUGUAUGUAUGUACAGUAUCUCACAAAAGUGAGUACACCCCUCACAUUUUUGUAAAUAUUUGAGUAUAUCUUUUCAUGUGACAAAACUGAAGAAAUGACACUUUGCUACAAUGUAAAGUAGUGAGUGUAAAGCUUGUAUAACAGUGUAAAUUUGCUGUCCCCUCAAAAUAACACAACACACAGCCAUGAAUGUCUAAACCGCUGGCAACAAAAGUGAGUACACCCCUAAGUGAAAAUGUAAUCAGUAAGUUCUAGAAUGGUAACAUGACUAAGUAAAUUUCAAGCUAGAAUCCAACAAUACACAUACAAAAGUAUGCACUUGAUUAAGAAUCAUUGAGGAUAAACACAAAAAAAGCACAAAAAGGUCUACGACUUAUUUCCAUUGUGGUCCUCUUUCAUGAUAGCGUUUGGCAUAAUGUGGCAGUAUAAAAAAUAUAUAAUAAUCUAAACUGGCAGAUCAAUUUGGUUACUUAGUCAUAAUAAGAACAAAACAACAUCCAGUUUACACACUAUACACAAAGGAAUGCUAUUUGGUCAUCAUCAUUGGGCUAGGAGGGAUUGCUCACACAAGCACACUAUCCAUUAACCAGGAUUUCACCUUCUUUUAAAGAUACUCAGAGUGGGAAUAGUUUUAACAGAGGCAGAUUAUUCCACUCAGAGGCUCCUGAAGAGUCUCCUGUUGAGUGUAGUUGCUCAAGGGCUGUAAAUAUGUUUAUUAUUAUUUCAAAGGAAAUGUGUGCUAUACAUCAGACGUAGCCUUGUUUUUUUUGUCUCGGUUGUUGUUGAGGCCUUGGAAUCCAAAAUAAGCCUUUGAAGGAAUGUAUACUAGUGUACUUUGAGGGGCAGCUUUGGGGGUGCUCUGAGUACUUCCUGUAACCCCAGAGGCCUUGUGCUCUAUUCCCGUUCAUUUGGUCUCUCUCUUCUCUUCAUCGCCCCAAGCUGCUCCUGUCUGAUGUCACUUCCUGGAUGUCCGCAUGCAUUUCCUGUGGCCUCACAGUGUCUGUUUAUAUCCUAGUUCUGACCUUCUUUUGAACCUCUCACUAAGCAUCCUGUGUGUGUUAUCUGAAGGGAAGAGGUCAAGACUUAUAUAGAUUACUCCAUGACAUUAAUUCAAGGCCACCAGCACUAACCAGAGCCCAAUAUGUUCCCUAUGUUCCCCUGACAGUUCAGUUGAACAUAAUGUUUGAAUAUCAGUUCUCUGACUUAUAUCUAUGAUGGUGUAGUGUGGUUUGUACUGAAAUCAAAGCCUGGCCUUGUUUUUGAUAUUGUCACAGCAGCGUCCACAUGGAGGACUCAUCUGGUAAGCAUGUGUUGCUCCAGUCCAGAGGUUUCUGUCCUCACUCCAGACUCUGUUUGACUUAUUUUUUACCUUUGACCUCCACCAAUCAAUAGCAUUAGCUGUGUAGUUCCAGUCCUGGGUAGUUACUAGCACUCAGACACAGUGCUGUCUGUGUACAGUGCCUUCGGAAAGUAUUCAGACCCCUUGACUUUUUCCACAUUUUGUUACAUUACAGCCUUAUUCUAAAAUUGAUUAAAUUGUUUUUUUCCCCCUCAUCAAUCUACUCACAAUACCCCAUAAUGACAAAGCGAAAACAGGUUUUUAGACAUUUUGGCAAAUUAUUCAGACCCUUUUCUAUGAGACUCGAAAUUGAGCUCAGGUACAUCCUGUUUCCAUUGAUCAUCCUUGAGAUGUUUCUACAACUUGUUUGGAGUCCACCUGUGGUAAAUUCAAUUGAUUGGACAUGAUUUGGAAAGGCACACUCAUGUCUAUAUAAGGUCCCACAGUUGACAGUGCAUGUCAGAGCAAAAACCAAGCCAUCAGGUCGAAGGAAUUGUCCGUAGAGCUCCGAGACAGGAUUGUGUCGAGGCACAGAUCUGGGGAAGGGUACCAAAACAUUCCUGCAGCAUUGAAGGUCCCCAAGAACACAGUGGACUCCAUCAUUCUUAAAUGGAAGAAGUUUGGAACCACCAAGACUCUUCCUAGAGCUGGCCUUGGUCAGGGAGGUGACCAAGAUCCCUAUGGUCACUCUGACAGAGCUCUAGAGUUCCUCUGUGGAGAUGGGAGAACCUUCCAAAUGGACAACCAUCUCUGCAGCACUCCACCAAUUAGGCCUUUAUGGUAGAGUGGCCAGACGGAAGCCACUCCUCAGUAAAAGGCACAUCAUGCAGUGGGGAUGUUUUUCUGGGAGACUAGUCAGGAUCCAGGCAAAGAUGAAUGGAGCAAAGUACAGAGAGAUCCUUGUUGAAAACCUGCUCCAGAGCACUCAGGACCUCAGACUGGGGCAAAGGUUCAUCUUCUAACAGGACAACAACCCUAAGCACACAGCCAAGACAGCGCAGGAGUGGCCUCGGGACAAGUCUCUGAAUGUCCUUGAGUGGCCCUGCCAGAGCCCGGACUUAAACCCGAUCGAACAUCUCUGGGGAGACCUGAAAAUAGCUGUGCAGCGACGCUCCCCAUCCAUCCUGACAGAGCUUGAGAGGAUCUGCAGAGAAGAAUGGGAGAAACUCCCCAAAUACUGGUGUGCCAAGCUUGUAGCGUCAUACCCAAGAACACCCGAGGCUGUAAUCGCUGCCAAAGGUGCUUCAACUAAGUACUGAGUAAAGGGUCUGAAUACUUAUGUAAAUGUUAUAUUUCACUUUUUCAUUUUUUAUAAAUUAGCAACAAUUUCUACAAACCUGUUUUUGCUUUGUCAUUAUGGGGUAUUGUGUGUAGAUUGGGGGCGGUAGGUAGCUUAGUGGUUAAGAGCGUUGUGCCAGUAACCGAAAGGUCGCUGGUUCUAAUCCCCGAGCCGACUAGGUGAAAAAUCUGUCGAUGUGCCCUUGAGCAAGGCACUUAACCCUAAUUGCUCCUGUAAGUCGCUCUGGAUAAGAGCGUCUGCUAAAUGACUAAAAUGUAAAUGUAGAUUGAUGAGGGAAAAAAACAAUUUAAUCAAUUUUAGAAUAAGGCCGUAACCUAACAAAAUGUGGAAAGAGUCAAGGGGUCUGAAUACUUUCCGAAGGCACUGUAUAUUAUAGAUAGUACAUGGAUUCACUCAAAGUACAGAGCUCAAAGCGCAGCACUUUUCCCCUGGCAUUGGGGAUAAUUUGUUUGCAUUUCCAUGUUUGACUGAAUCCAUGGGCUACUAAUGACUUCCUCAGUUCCACAUUAUAGCAAACCUACAGUUCCUUACUUUGGUUCUCUGGUAAUGUUUGGAUGGAUGUGUUAUGGAUCUCUCCCGUGACCAAGCACGUUUUGUGGAUGUUGUUUUCCCUCCAUGGUUCUUUAUUAUCUCCUUUUUUGGUCAUUUUUCUAUCAUUUUUUUGUGGUUUCCUGUUUUUUGCCAUUUGAAACAUUGAUAUUUAUUUCUUUGUCCGAUGAUGAUGUCACAGUUGUAUUAAUGUACUCAUCUUUUUCAUUGGCUUUUCUGUCUCAGUACAAAAAGUGCAUUGUGAACUGGCUUUUGCUCUGUUUGCAGCGGAUAUUGGGUUGUGCGGCUGUGUGUAUGUGUGUGUGAUUGAUAUCUAAUUGUCCCUGUUCUCUCCCUGUAGCCCAGGAAAGACCUGCACUUCCUCAUGGAGAACAACAAUGAGUACAAAGGCCUUCUGGGAUGCUUCCCUGACACCAUUGGAGUACACAAGGUAGGCUCCUACAGGGGAGGGCGGAAGGAAGGAAGGGAGGAAGGGAGGGAGGGAGGGAGGGAGGGAGGGAGGGAGGGAGGGAGGGAUGAAUUGGUGUUCACAUGAUACUGAGUCUAGGGCAGAGGAGAGAGAGAAUAACAACCAUAUGAAAAUGACAUUUUAUUUUGGUUAGGACCUACAGUGUCUUUGCCAUUAAUGUAGAUCCAUGUUUAAUCCAGUAUAGCUGUAAAGUUGAAUCCCUAGGUAUUUUGUGCAAAGCUGUAGACUGUUCUCUCUUUUCACUGGUAGGCGGCCAUAGAGAAGGUGAAGGAGGGAGACCGGCUGGUGGCAGCUAGCAAGAUCACCCCUCAGGACAAAGUGACCAUGGCUAAACGUGUUAGCACCAUGUCAUACGCACUACAAGGUAAGGCUACUGGGCUAAUGCUAAAUGUGUUAGCAAUGGUUAAAUGUGCUAGCACAAGGUGCUGUAAGCCUAUGGCGUAUAAAGAGAUGGUUCCAUCAUCUGUACUACAUCAUGUGACAAAGUGGAUUUCCUGUUUUCUCCCUGCCCACAGCUGAGAUGAACCACUUCCAUAGCAACCGUAUCUACGACUACAACAGGGUGAUGCAGCUGUACCUGGAGGAGCAAGUGAAGUUCUACGAGACUGUAAGAACAGUCGUCCAGACCACACUGUACAAAGAAACACUCCCACAUAGCCAGAAAACACACUUUUAGCUCACACGUCAGUAGCUUCUUCUCAAAUAGAAAACCUAUGAGUUCUUAGCCUGAAUGACAGUCGAUCUCAAGCAAUUGAGUAUUGCUAGCAUUGAAAUUAUAUUAAUUAAUGGGUAAUUUCCACAUGCUCACAUGCAAUUGUCUCCGAUCCUGGUCACAAGGUCUGCAAUGAGAGUGACUGCUAUGAAUAGAUACAUCUGUACAUACAAAUAUUAGUCCAUCAACAAUUCUCCAAUCUGAUGAAUGCUUUUAUUUAGGCAUUCAGCACAUGGCUUUCAAUGGGAUUUUUCUCUUUAAUCCUUGUUUGGGCAGAUUGCUGAGAAGCUGAAGCAAGCACACAGUCAAUUCACCACCAUGUAA
Molecule: messenger RNA, 30389 nt
Organism: Coregonus sp. 'balchen'
Lineage: Eukaryota; Metazoa; Chordata; Actinopteri; Salmoniformes; Salmonidae
Source: the annotation of a GenBank genome assembly